This is a messenger RNA of Mercenaria mercenaria, 961 nucleotides long. RefSeq lists its product as uncharacterized. The transcript is spliced from 3 exons. The record is from RefSeq and is a predicted model, not a curated record. NCBI's taxonomy places the organism in Eukaryota, Metazoa, Mollusca, Bivalvia, Venerida, Veneridae. The coding region runs from base 180 to 803 and encodes 207 amino acids.
GGGCAUGUAAAAUUACAAGGUAAGGCAAUUAAAGUCUAUGUAAAAUAUCGGAAAUACUUACAGCUGAUUUCUUAGUAAACAUUUAUCUGCCAUCACGGACACUAUCUUAUAAAUCCUUUUCUGUUCAACGAUAUAAAGAAGGAGAUACAUUCAUCUUUCCAUUUCGUUUCUAACUCUGUAUGAAGAUGGACGUCUUCAUCAAGAGUAUAUGUCUGUUUACUUUUACUGUCAUUGUAGGUCAGGCGUUUUGUGGCGUAGAUAGAGAAUCUAUUCGCCCUAGAGGUGAAGACAUUGAAGAGUUUUGGAUAUCUGAAAACCCUGUUGGUGCUGAUGUCACAGAGGAUUUGUAUGCAGGCAACAAUGAAGGUGUAGAAGGGCAUGCUGAAACUGGCAACGUGUCCAGAGUCAUAGCAACGUUAAAAGUAACAAAUGGUGGCCGAUGGGGAGACUGGGGCUCUGUACAGCUAUGCCCAGAGGGUUCUUAUGCUGUUGGUUACGACAUGAAAAUCGAACCAAAAUGCGACAGCGACUGCACAGCGCUGAAUGCAGUCAAACUCGUCUGUGAAUUUCCAGACGGAAAAGACAGUGGUGAAGUCACAUCGGCUCAAGGACCCUGGGGGGCCUGGGUUGGAAGAGUUCAAUGCCCUUCCCGUGUGCGCGAACGUCAAUACCUAACCUCCUUUGAUCUUCAAGUAGAGAAAUACCAGGUAAGUAUCUGUAUAUUAACAGUUCACACGCUGUCAUUUGUCAAUAUUUAUAUAAAAUCAAAAUAUUGCAUUGACGCUAUACUAUUCUUAGACUAAUAGUAACCAAGACUAGCUUUACAGUUUGUUUAUAGUGUAAUGUAAAUAGCUGCUGCAACCAGUCGCAAUGAUAGCAUAAAUAACAGCAAAUUCGGUGUCAUGAUUCAGAAAAUUAUUUGUAAAGUUUAGCAAAAUAUUACCAGAAAUAAAGAUAUUAG